Molecule: messenger RNA, 4124 nt
Organism: Clupea harengus (Atlantic herring)
Lineage: Eukaryota; Metazoa; Chordata; Actinopteri; Clupeiformes; Clupeidae
Gene: zer1
Product: zyg-11 related, cell cycle regulator
Cellular component (GO): Cul2-RING ubiquitin ligase complex
Molecular function (GO): protein binding
Source: RefSeq, a predicted model, not a curated record
AUCAGGGGCGAAACCAAAAAUAAUAAAGAGAUCAUUAAGUGUCAACAUAUUUAAAUGUAAUUCUAUGGUCUUACAGUGUCGGCAGUGGUCAAUAUUAAGGUACGGAAAGGUAUGGUAACUGUUUGCAUGAUCGGUGCUGUCAAAUAUCAGUGCUAUCCCGAUAGUUCUUCUGAGAUUAUUACACACUAGGAGGCUAGCUAUUUAGGUAUCUAGCAUGCUAAUCGUAGCCCAAGCUAACCAAUUGAGAAUCGAGAAGCAGCUCUCGCGAACUGUAUGGCUAACUGGGAAGCUAAGUAUAUGCCGUUAAUAUGAACCGGGUUCAGAGUAUGUGAGGAGGUUGGCAUGAGUGAUUCUCUCCCUUCUGCAGUUUAUAUAGCUUGACACAGUUAGUGUGUUUGCUUUGUUGCCAUAUUGUUAACGAAUAUUUCUUAGCAGCAAAGAAUCUUAGUUGACAGUUUAUCUAAUUCUGACCAGCUAACAAGCUAGCGAUAGCUAGCCUGCUAUUAUUGCUUUGGUCUCUUUGGAUUGAUAGACUCUGACUGGCAGUUUUUUUGGCAGUAUCCAGUAGUGUCUCCGAUCUAUCCUGAUCCUCUCUCAAUGACUACUGCCUGAGGACACCCCAGAAGUCCCCCUGUCUCGUCCAGGUUCCAGACCAGAGAGAAAGCAGGGAAGCGGCCAUGGCGGCCAAAGCGGGGGACAACCCGGACAGCCUGAUGGCUCUGUGCACAGCCUACUGUUUGCGCAACCUGAGGCGGACGAUGUGCUACCUGGGGGACAGGAGCAAGCUCACCCUGCGCCCAGAUGUCUUUCUUCCCAGUGAAAUCUGUGACAAGCUGGUUAACGCGUAUGUAGAGCUGGUCCACACAGACAGCAACUUUGAGCCGCAGGACGGCUUCUUCCAGCUCUUUUCAGAUCCGCGCAGCACCCGGCUGACCCGAGUGCAGCUGAGGGAGGACCUGGUGCGAGACAAGGACCUGGAGGCCAUUGGGAAACAGGACCUCAUCGAGCUGCACCUGACCUACUGCAACAGCCUGUCGGCGCGCAGCCUGCGGGCACUAACCAGCUUCCGGCAAACCCUGGUGUCCCUCAGCCUCUUCGGCUGCACUAACAUCUUCUACAGGAAGGGCGGCGCUCCGCUCGCCUGCGCAGAGGAAGAUGACGAGGACGAAGAGGACGACAGGCCAGCCAGGUUCGCGUUGGACAACAAUUUCAGCUUUCAGGGCUUCAACCGGCUGCGGCUGCUGAACCUGGGAGGGCUGCCAGAGGAGGUGGACGCGGAGGCCCUGCUCAAGCCCCUGCCCUCCCUCACCUCCCUGGACCUGUCCAGCAUGCACCUCCCCCGCGCCGCCUUCCUGGCACAGUGGAAGGAUCGGCUGGCCUCGUUGGUGCUGUACAACGUGGACCUCUCGGACGAGCUCAUCAGCACGGUGGUACAGAUGAGCCAGCUACGGCAUCUGGACAUAUCUCGUGAAAACCAGCGCUCUUCCAAGUUCAAGAUGACCAGGAAGAUCCUGACCACUGUAGUGCAGAGCCUGGGCAACCUGGUGUCUCUGGACAUCUCAGGCCAUAUCAUGCUUGACAACUGCACAGUCCCACACUUCGAGGAGGCCAUGGGGCCACCCAGCAUUGAACCCAGCAAGAGCAGCAUCAUCCCUUUCCAGGAGCUGAAGAGGCCUCUGCAGUUUCUGGGGCUGUACAACACCACCCUCUGCAACGUCAUGCACAUCCCAGCAUACAAGGUGACCGGCUCCAAAAAUGAGGACCAGGUUCUGAAUGCCAUUGAGGCCUACACUGAGCACCGGCCUGAGCUGGCCCACCGGGCCAUCAACCAGCUGUUUGACAUCGCCAGGAUACAGCACUGCAGCCAGCUGCUGCGAGCCCUGCAGCUGGUCAUUGCUGCCCUGAAGUGUCAUAAGUAUGACAAGAGUGUGCAGGUGACGGGCAGUGCUGCGCUCUUCUACCUGACCAACACGGAGUACCGCUGCGACCAGAGCGUCCAGCUACGCCGACAGGUCAUCCAAGUGGUGCUCAACGGCAUGGAGCAGUAUCAGGAGGUCACGGUCCAGAGGAACUGUUGCCUGACGCUGUGCAACUUCAGCAUCCCAGAGGAGCUGGAGUUCCAGUACCACCGGGUCAACAUGCUGCUGCUGAAGAUCCUGGAACCGGCCCGGCAGGACGAGUCCAUCCAGCGCAUCGCCGUGCACCUCUGCAAUGCCCUCGUCUGCCAGGUGGACAACGACCACAAGGAGGCCGUGGGCAAGAUGGGCUUCGUCAAAACAAUGCUGAAUUUGAUCCAGAAAAAACUGCAAGAUAGAAUGUGUGACCAGGUCAUGGAGUUCUCCUGGAGCGCCCUGUGGAAUAUCACCGACGAGACGCCCGAUAACUGCCAGAUGUUCCUCAACUGCAGAGGAAUGACUCUGUUCUUGGAGUGCCUGGAGGAGUUUCCAGACAAGCAGGAGCUGCACAGAAACAUGUUGGGGCUUCUGGGGAACGUGGCGGAGGUCAGAGCCCUGAGGCCACAGCUGCUCACGUCAGAGUUUGUCAAAGUCUUCACUGAGCUUCUGGACAGUAAGGCGGAUGGCAUCGAGGUGUCCUACAACGCGUGCGGGGUGCUGUCCCACAUCAUGUUCGACGGGCCGGACGCCUGGCCCAUGGAGGAGCCCGGGAGAGACCAGGUCAUGCAGAAGAUGUGGGACGCCAUCCAGAGCUGGGACGUCAGCUCGCGGCGCAACAUCAACUACAGGUCUUUUGAGCCCAUCCUGCGUCUCCUGCCCCAAAGCAUCGGUCCUGUUAGCCAGCAUUGGGCCACCUGGGCGCUCUUCAACCUGGUGUCUGUCUACCCAAAUAAAUACUGUCCAUUAUUGGUCAAAGAGGGUGGGAUUCCCCUCCUGGAGAAGGUCCUAGAGAUGGACAGCUCACACGUGGACACGAAGAACAUGGCAAGGAAAGUGAUGGAGCAGUGUGCGACCUUUAAAGAGGACCCCAUGGACACGAGCAAGUAAACCGCUGGAGCUGAGCUGGACGGGGCCGAGCGGCUGAAGAGAGCACAGAUCACACACCAUCACGGAAUCUUGUCCACCUCCUAUCGCGCCAGAGCAUCGAUUCACUGUAGAGCAAAGCAAACUUAAAAUGUUGCCUCGUGGUCAACAACUUUAUUUUUUUUCUGGGACCUGACACUGGUCGAUCAACACUAGGGAGUCAAGACCUGGUACUACACGGAGAUGUGUAUUGAUUUGUUUGGAGUUUGUUUUCUCUCUGUUGUUGUUGUUGUUGUGGUUGCACAUGGUAAGCAGUAUUUUUACCAUUCAUAUUAGCUGCGUGUGUUUUCAGUUAAUUUGUUUGAUUUGCCUUUUCUUUGUUUAAGUAUGUAUGGGGUGUGUGUGUGUGUGUGUGUGUGUGUGUGUGUGUGUGUGUGUGUGGAGGCAAACACUUAUGUGUGCAAAUGCCACAAUGUAUGACUCUCUCUUAGGAACAAUACAUUGGGUGAUUCUCAUUUUUCUGAAAUUAUAAAAGAAAGAAAGACAGAAAAGGCAUUGGCAAAGAAUAGGCUAUGUUGGCCUUGGGGGCUGUCUUGGUCUCACUGAGGGCCUUACCAUAUAAGCUUAACGUGUGCACAGCACACAUCGUACAAGCGCACUCCGUCACCUGAGCAUAACCCUGUGCGACUAUUACCGCCAGUCCACCUGGAAGACAGGACAUGAGAAGUAGCUGACCGGCGACCUCGGGAUGCUAGUUAUAUACGUACACAUAGAGGUCGGACCUGGAUGGGAACUUGUGUCAUAAAUGCUGUUGAUGAUGCUCCCCAGGCAUGGGUCAGAAUAUGGUCAGAAUAAGGAUGACAUUAUUUCUCAUUUCAUUGUACAUAUUUGGAGGUAAAGCUUUCUCAUGUUUUUUUGUUUGUUUGUUUUGUAUGUAUGUUUUUAUGACAUAAUUAUAAACAUUUAUGUGAUGCUUUCCCCCUCCAAUGUGGUCUAUCUUUCCUUUGGAGGAAUACAUUUGGUCACCAAGUACAGGACUGGGCAGAGAAGACAAAAUAGGGAUUCUGCUACUAUGACAGCACAAAGACAAGUUUAAUGACCCCAAGCUGUUUUUUUUUUUAAUUAUUAUUAUUAUUUAUUGUUUUU